AUGACGCAAUCACUGCAUAGGAGGCCUUCGUUGCUCUUUGAUGAUUAUGAAAAGACAAUCAUCAUACCUGAACAGGAAGGUCAUACAAGGGCCCCUAUAUUACCCACUAUCAUUGAACCAUCUGAAAGUUCUUUUGAGAAAUCGGAAAAUGAAGAUGCUUCAAAGAAGAAGAAAGAUAGGCCCUAUCCUAAAGACGUUUCUAUAGACGAUAUGGAUAUGAUCAGUUUGAAUACAAGCUUCGAUAGACAAAUGAUUCUUGGAUCACCUAUGUAUCUGGAUCCUCUAGAAGAAACAAACAGAAUCAAUCCGGUCAUAUUAAGAUUACAAAAUGAGGAUAAGAAAGCAAUACACCAUUAUAGCCGAUCUGUACCUUCUGACGCAUCCAAUUUCCAUUUGGAAGAAAUUCAAAAUUCUGAAAAUCCAUUUGCCUCCAUCGUUGAAAUGAGAUCUAAAUAUAUCUUGAGUUCAGCUCAGGACAGUAGCUCUAAUGCAAAAAAUGAUGUAAAAAAUUGGCUGUUAUACCCUGAACCUUUGCCAAAAUUUUGGAAAUUUGAAUAUGAUAAGAGAUUUAAUGGAGAUUAUUUGAGUGCUAACCAUCUUUCAAACCAAGACGAAUUGGAUAUAAAUUUCACCCCAGAUCCAACUCCGUUACCAGAGUUGGAAACAUUACCACAAUCCAAUACAGUGCAUAUAUUUACGAAAAACGGUAAGAAAAUACAUUUCACAGGUGAGUAUUUCGAUUUAGACCAAUACAGCAAACUGGAAAAGAAAACAAAAUCUAGAAAUACACUUUCACCAAUGGCACAAUUACAUUCCAGUCAAAAUCAAUUGUCAAUCCCCACCUUUGAUGAAUUCAAAUCGGACUUUAGUUUCAUAAUAGAUACAAUCCAAUCACACAAAUUGAAUGAAAUUGCUGAGAAAAGACUACAGUAUCUAUUAGAUAAAUUUGAAUUAUUCCAAUAUUUAUCAUCUAAAUCAGAAAUUCAGGAAAAUAAAUUAGUUCCGUAUCGUGAUUUUUAUAAUUCAAGAAAGAUCGAUAUGGAUUAUCUAUUAAGUGGUUGUGUCACCCAGCGACAAUUAAGUGAAUUCAUUUGGGAAAAGAUAAAUUUGGAACCUAACAGACCAGUCUAUAUACAUCCAAAGACAAAGGAGAUUCUUACUUUGAAACAAAUUUUUGAGAUAUCAUGUGCCCCAGAAGAGUCAAUGAGCAUUGGGUUAAAAGUUAUUGAAGACGAAUUUUUAGAGUGGUACCAGGAAACUUAUUUGUUGCAAGAUCAUUUGAUACCUGGUUUAGUAGACCCUUAUACUUUACCAUCUAAAAAAAUGAGGUUUUUUUUGCUGACACAAGUGUUCUUGGAAUUUGAUAAUUUUAUCAAAGGGGAGUAUCUUGCUGAAUUAAUUAUAAGGUACAUAAUCAAUCCGAUCGAAAAAUCCAAGUAUCAAUUAAUUCAAAUGUCAGUCGACUUUCAAUUUUAUCCAGAAUGCCCUGAUUAUAAUGAGACGGAGAAUUGGUGGAACAAAUUUUCCGAUUGGCUGAGCAGAUGGAACUUAAUAUCUUACAAUAUACGGUGGAAUGUUCAAAUUUCGAGAAUAUUUACCAAAUUGUUCACUGUAAAGAGAGUUUCAAAUUUUCAAGAAUUUCUAAACAUGAUUUUUGAUCCCUUAUUAAAAACCUCAAAAUAUAUGGGGCAUUUGCAGUUAAGAUAUUUUCUGACCAACGUUUGUUCCCUUGAUCUUGUCAUCAAUAGAAAAGAUGCAUAUCUUUGGAAGGAAUUUACAGAUGUAAACUGCCCACCAAUAAAUUGGGAGGCUAAAGGGGAUAAUCCGACAAUUGCACAUUACAUGUAUUACUUAUUUGCCGGUAUUGCCAAAUUGAAUACAAUACGACAGGAUAGAGGAGAAAAUGCAAUUACAUUAAGAAAUAAUUGUUCACCAACCAGCAAUAGAACAUCUCAAUUUGGAACCAGUCAUGUGUUUACAGAUCAAAUCGAGUCUCUAGUAUGUAAUUUACUACUCUGCAAUGGUGGAUUAUUACAAGGUGAGCCUAUUUGGAAGACACAAUCUUUGAUGUUACCAUACCUGUUUUAUCUUUUCCAAAUACCAAUAAUUGUGGCUCCUUUAUCUUCAGUUUCUUCGCUUUCCUCCUUCUGGCAGAGUAUUCAAACAACGUCUGGCAAUUCAAAACAGAGUUCUCCUUCUCCUCCUCCUCCAAAUUCCCCUUCUUCCUUAAUAUACGAAGAACAGCAAGAACCGGAAUCUGUGAAACCGAUAUACACAAGAGAUAUAACCUUGGGAGAACAACCUACUUAUUCACUGAACCCCUUUAUGAAAAUGUUCAAAAUUGGCUUUAAAGUGACAAUAUCGUCGAAAUCUGUGCUUUUCAAUUCAUCAUAUACAUCUGAACCAAUAAUUGAGGAAUUUAGCGUAGCUGCAUCAAUUUACUUAUUGAACGCAGCAGAUCUAUGUGAAUUAUCCAGGAAUAGUGUCAUCAGUAGUGGGUAUGAGGGAUGGUAUAAAAAACAUUGGGCUGGGGUAACUGUUAACCGAACAGACCUUAAAUUUCCUCAAGAGACUUUGGGCAUGAUAGAUGAGUGGUACGAUAACGAAAUAGAUACCAGAAUCAAACAUAAUGUUCCUAUGAUUAGAAGAGGUUAUAGAAAAGAAACUUGGGAUCAAGAAUGGAUAUUUAUAAACGAACAGAUAGGUUAA
Molecule: messenger RNA, 2709 nt
Organism: Naumovozyma castellii
Lineage: Eukaryota; Fungi; Ascomycota; Saccharomycetes; Saccharomycetales; Saccharomycetaceae
Product: metallo-dependent hydrolase superfamily protein
Exons: 1
Coding region: 1-2709 (902 amino acids)
Source: RefSeq, a predicted model, not a curated record